AUGGCAUCAAUCACAAAAGAUAGUGAAUUAUGCUCAUUUGAUGUACCAGAAACAGCUCGUCAUCCGAGUGGCCAUACAAUUUAUAAAAUUGUUUUACAAGUCACUCCGAAAGAAUUAACUGAGAAUAGCUAUCAACUUGUACAUUGGAAACGAUAUAAUGAUAUACGAAAAUUAUAUGAAGUACUGCAACGUUAUCACCAAGCGAUUUAUCGUCCUGGUAAAUUUCCUGAUUUUCCAGAAAAAACACGGUUUAUGGAACGUUUCGAUCCUGUAGUUGUUGAAGAAAGACGUGUUGCUACAAAAACUUUCCUUAAUUAUGCUCUACAACAACUGUAUUUACGUACACAUGAUGCUUAUUUAAACUUCUUCCAGAAAGGUGAAAAAGUUUUAUUACCCGAUGUUGCUGCGGCUCCAUUACAACCUGAAAUAGUCAAUUCACAAGUACCAACAUCUAUUGAAACUGAACCGGUUUCAUUAGCCGCUGUGCCAAUACAUGAACCUGUGAUACAAGCAAAUCCCGAUGAACUUUUAUUUACGACUGAUGAAGAAGAACACAUAGAACAUGUAACUAGUGCGUGUGCUCAAAUACUUGCAGAUCUGAACGAUCUUCAAUUUGAACAACAAGAUGAAAUAAACAAAGAAAAAGAAGAAUUUAAUUUAAUCGAAGAAGAGGUUAAUCAAGCUGCAAAUUUAUUGUCAUUACCAUUGGCAACAACAGACAGUACCAAUAAUACAUAA
Molecule: messenger RNA, 738 nt
Organism: Rotaria socialis
Lineage: Eukaryota; Metazoa; Rotifera; Eurotatoria; Philodinida; Philodinidae
Source: the annotation of a GenBank genome assembly